AGAAGCCAUUUCACUGUCGCUUCUGCCCAAAGGCUUGCGCAGAUGAGUCCAAUCUGAGGAAGCACGAGGCAACACACAUACGGCGGGCUCCUCGUGAUGUGUCCCCGAGCGCACUGUAGGUACUGUCAAUGUGACUUCAUCACCAUACCGCUGAAGUUGGAGCUUCCCCCUCAAGAAGACCUGAGCUCAACAAGGGAUCAACUGCAGGCUUCCGACUGCAGCGGCAGUGCAACUUCCCACACGAACAAGAGAAAGCGCAAGAAACCGCGUAAAUACCCGUCCAAGUGCAGCUACUGCAACAAAGUGUUUGAUCACAAAAGCAGUAUGGACAAACACCUACGUACCCACACUGGCGAGAGACCAUUCUCCUGCCAGCUCUGUCCCAUGAAAUUUACGCAGAAACAUAGCGCUGUGCGCCAUAUGCGAACACACACAGGCGAGAGGCCAUUUCAGUGUUGUUUCUGUCCAAUGGCUUUCAACAGCAAGUGGGAUCAGAAGAAACAUGAGGGGAUACACACACGGCGAGCUCCUCAGAUUGUGUCCCUUAAAGAAGGAUUUCCUGAUGCCAUAGUGUCCGACAAUGGGCCCCAGUUUGUUUCUGCAGAAUUUCAGAACUUCCUGAAGGAAAGAGGCAUUAAGCAUUUCUUGUCUUCUCUUUACUACCCACAGGCAAAUGGCCAGCAACUUCCCCAUGGUGUAAAAGCUCCCGAAAGGGAGGCGCUCGGCCAUACAGAUGGAACCAUUCGUCUGAGCCAGUUCGAAAUGUCGCAGGAAGAACUGCGUGACUUCAUUGCCUUACCACUCCAGCUGGAGCCAUGCCCUCAACAAGGUUUGAGUGAGGGAAGGCAUCUGCUGCAGCAUCCCAUGAACAGUGACACUCCAGCUUCCCACACGACUGAAAGAAGAAACAAGCAUCCACACAAGUGCAGCUACUGUGGCAAGGCAUUCAAGCAGAAGUCUGGCCUGCACAAGCACCUGCGUGUCCAUACUGGCGAGAGACCAUUCUGCUGCCACCUCUGUCCCAUGACUUUCACACAGAGAGAGGCCGUUGUGCGCCAUGUGCGAACACACACAGGCGAGAGGCCAUUUCACUGUCCCUUCUGCCUAAAGUCAUACAGAGACUCUACGAAUCUGAGAAGGCACAAGGCAACACAUGCAUGGCAGUUCACUUCUAAUGUUUCAUUCAGCGCGGGGUCUUCUUAACACAGCUCGUGCAGUGAGCAAUAGAGAAGUUCGUGCAGUGUCUUUCAUUAAUUUGACCUUCGUGGGACUGACGAAACCAAGCAAUUAUCUGGAGGAUUGAAAUAAAGAAGAGGCAGUAAAAAACUACCAGA
Messenger RNA from Dermacentor andersoni, 1334 nucleotides. The record is from RefSeq and is a predicted model, not a curated record. NCBI's taxonomy places the organism in Eukaryota, Metazoa, Arthropoda, Arachnida, Ixodida, Ixodidae.